AUGUCGAAUGUCACGCACACAACCGCGCGCAGCGCAGCGGCGUCCACGGUGACCGCACGCGUUGCAUACCUUCGAACGCUCCCCGCUAUACGUGAGCGAUGCAGCAAGAUCUUCGACGCAGCUACCACCGAUGGUCUGGAAUACUUCUCCUUGGAUGCAUCCAAGAUCGACGAUGCUGCCGACUACUGCAUCUCGAUCAUCCAGCGUGACUUUGGUACGGACUACGCCUCGAUCCCUCCGCACGGACGCUGGCGUCAUUUUGACGUGGGCUCGAUCCCUCGCAUCACCACUCUCCUUACCGAAUGGGCGGGUGGAUCUCCUCGGACGCUGGGAUCGGCGCACUCGACGGAUAUCGUGACCAAGCCUGCAGUGCACCACGUCGAGGCGGCGCGUCGAUUGGUGGAUCUGUUCAUGGUCUCGGUGCUGCUCGAUGCAGGUGCAGGAAGCGCGUGGAAGUACGAAGAGAACAGGACCGGGCUAAGCUAUGGUAGAUCCGAGGGCUUGGCAGUGGCAAGUCUCGACAUGUUCAAACAAGGACGGUUCUGCGCGCAUGAAUCCGGCGAGAGGCACAAGGUGGAUGCAAAGGGAUUGAAGAACUUGUCCGCCGAGGUGUUGGCGAUCGACAUGCAGGUGCAUCCUGAGGAGAAUCCAAUGACCGGGCUCGAGGGUAGGAGCAACCUGCUCGUCAAACUCGGCGAGGCGUUGGAGAACGAUGCUCACGGCUUCUUCCAAGGCCCUUCAGGGACCAAGCCGGAUGAGCGAAGGCCUGGGUUCUUGGUCGACUACCUCGCUAGUCACGCGACGACAAGGACCGACAUGAAUGUGGUGCAAGUGAGCUAUCCGGUGUUGUGGGAGGUGUUGAUGUAUGGGCUAGCACCCAUCUGGCCUGCUUCGCGGACGCAUCUAGAUGGUGUGCCGAUGGGCGACGUCUGGCCGAACGCCACACUGGCUCGUUUGAGCGGUACGCAGAUUGGCGACGAACCAUCGCUGGUGCCGUUCCACAAACUCUCCCAGUGGAUGUGCUACUCUCUGAUGGAAGCCAUGGAAAACACACUGGGCUGGACAUUUGUCGAUGCACAGCACGCCACUGGUCUGCCGGAAUACCGCAACGGUGGUCUGUUUGUCGACCUCGGCGUGCUCACGCCGAACCGCGCCUUGCUCGACGCGAGCGCAUCCACGCCAUCCGGCAUACCCCAACUCCCCGCCGAACACCCCGCCAUCGUCGAAUGGCGCGCAAUGACCGUCAUCCUUCUCGACAAACUCGCCGAAUCUAUCCGCUCCAAACUCUCCCUGACCGACCAACAGCUAAACCUGAAACAGGUCCUCGAGGCUGCCACCUGGAAAGGCGGUCGAGAGAUCGCCAAGCAGAAAAGGCCACAAACCGGCGGCCCACCCAUCAACGUCUUGAGCGACGGCACUGUAUUCUAA
Molecule: messenger RNA, 1428 nt
Organism: Mycosarcoma maydis (corn smut)
Lineage: Eukaryota; Fungi; Basidiomycota; Ustilaginomycetes; Ustilaginales
Exons: 1
Coding region: 1-1428 (475 amino acids)
Source: RefSeq, a predicted model, not a curated record